GUUGCAACCAGAUUGCUAACAUCAAUCUUUUGGUGGUGGUCACUUCGUUGUCCACUGAAAAGUAAGGCAGUAUUGGCGCAGACCAAGGCAUGGUCAGAGUCCAGAUAGGUACUCCAAAAGGAGCGGCAGUCUUGUACACAACCACGCCAGCGGUAGCUGAUCACGAUGCGAUCAGGCUUGAGAUGCAGAGGGAGGACGCCAGGUGGCACAUCGGCGAUGACUGUGCCGAAAGUUAGUGCUAGCCAGAAACAGGUUGUGGUCUGUGCACAGUUGCAGUAGACGGUCCCCGUUAUCUGACCUGCGACCAACGAGUCCCCAUCGGCCACCUAAACGACUCUCUUCUGUGCCUAGAUGCCCGACCUGAGCAUUCAAGUCUCCGGCUAGUACUACAAUAUCUGUCGAACGCACUUUGUGGAGAAGAACAGUUAACUGGUGGUAAAACUCAUCCUUGAUUGCAUCCGAGCUGCAAUCUGUCGGGGCAUAGGCGGAGAUGACGAAAAGACAUAGUUUCUCACGCCAAUUUCUUCUCACUUCGAUGGAACUUUCUAAUCUAACAGCACAAAACCGACUGUUAAUGGGGAUCCAAUCGGUUAAUGUUGCCUCAGCUCUAGCGAUUAGUGUGACACCAAUGCCAGCAAGGUCAGACGAAGAUGCCACAGGGUUUCCGGAUAAAUGCACGCAAAACAAGCUUUUCGAAGCGACAGAUGAAGAGCGAAUUUUUAGUACUUCACUAUAGUCUUAAAUACGGAUCUUGGAUAGACAACAAACGUCGAUAUUAAGACAUAGCCAGCCCUAUCUGUUGUCCGACCUGCAUAAGUGUGCGAACGUUGAAGGCAGCCAAUUUGAAUGGUGCACGUAUUUUCAGAAAAACUGCUUGAGUACUCAUAUUUGGUGGUAGCAUACAAUUUUCAACCAGGCAGUGACUCGAGAACGUUUAGAUAGAACUGAGUUUCCACCAUAGGUGAGCUGCUGUAUAAGUCGAAAAAUAAGGAUACAUAAGGUGGGAAUAAAAGAAUGAGAAAAUGACGUAGCAAAUAUUAAUAAUAAUAAUGUGAAUUGUUUGACUGUGAAUCGAAGUGAGAAUAGAAUUUUCAGUAAAUAUCAUCACUUUCAUUUUAUUUGUGUGUGGGCUGUGAUGCUGCCCGGGUGCCCAAAACGAAGCAGGUGGUUUUCUUAGAGGGCCACAUCUCGAGCCUUUGACCUAAAGGUCUGAUCCACAAGGCAGUGGAGCAUCGUGAGGAGAUGCAUUCCCAUGGCAGCCGGUGACCAACGAUUGAUUCAUACGCUAUUUGUUCCCGCAGGAUACUAGAGCCCAUGUGCACCAUUGGUUUGGGAUCCGGUUGAAGCGCCGGACAUUCGCUUUUCGUUCUCUCAUUUUCGUAAACAACACCCCCGCCGUGAGAAGGCAAUGAGUGGGACUUCCCUAGCAGAGUCUGUAUACGCGUGGCCGUGUGAGAGUAUUUCGUGAGGGAGAGCGGACUCUCCCCACUCUCGGCCGUACCAGGGCAUUUGGGGGCAUGAUGGUAAUAUAAUUUAUUAGCAUUAAAUAAAACGUCACUCGGUAGUCUUACCACAUAAACUUCCUAAAACAUCUGGUUCAUAAAUAAAACGAGGAUUUUUUACAUAGAUAUGUACCAGGUGAGUUUUAAAGUCACUAGCAAUCAGCGUUCCAUGUUUCAAAUAAAUGAUUGCUUGUCAUGAGUAAAAAAUUAUCAGUCAACAUCAACCAACGAAUUUUUAGUGAGGAAAUAGCAGCUAUUUGCGGACAUUUCCGUUUCAACAAUGAUAAGUUUAAUUAUGAUAUUUAUAUAUGCUACUGAGAACUGUUCUGAGCCCUUAUUUUGAAAUUUAAUUCCGGUUUGUGUAGUAGGGUGAUGUAAACAUUUUUAUUCGGAAUAGCCAUGAGCUUAAAUGUGUGAUGUUUACAUCGAAUUGCAAACAAUAAUGGAUAUCCACUUAGUAUCGGUCCUUCAAUAGCCAUCUGCUUGCUGAUGCGACUUGAUAUUUUUACAGCAAAAGUGCAAAGGACACUGUCUUUGUAGUUAUUGCUUUGUCAUUUCCUUGAAGAGUUUACUACCAUAGUUAAGGUGUGGUAUUAGUUUCUAAAAAAACAUUUAUGCACCUAUCAUUUUAAAAAGUGGGAAAUAGCAUUAUUCUGAGCAGUGACCAAACGUAAUCUCACCACGUAUGUUUCUGUAUUUGCUCAGUGAUUUAAAUUCAGAUACAGAAGACAUAGUUUAUGAUUAUAGUUUGUUUUGAUUGCUGGGAUAUCCACCUGCUUUCUAGGAGGAUUGCAAUAAAAUUGAAAGUGCUAAAUGUACCGUGCUAAUGUGGUAUGGCAACUCAAACUCAUGUUGGUUUGGAAAUGUCAGCUGCAGUACAUAUUGGUGAACUUGCAUUUUUAAAGAUGGUUUUACAUGCUGCCAAGCAUCCAGAGAGUUCCGUCAAUGGUAUUCUUUUAAGUGAUCAAAACUGUGAUUCACAAAUAAUCAUUACUGACUAUAUUCCGCUAUUUCACAGUGUCAUAAAUUUGACACCAAUGCUGGAAACAGCUUUGUAUCAUGUAGACUCAUAUUGUGCAGCUAAAGGUCUUCAAAUAUGUGGUUAUUUCCAAGCAAAUGAAUACAUUAAUUGCAAUACCCCAACAAGUAUUGCAUGCAAAAUUGGUGAGAAGUUAGCUGAAAAAUGUGGCAACGUUUGUUUAUUGACUUUUAAAAAUGAUGCUUUGCAUCGGUUAACUGGAAACUACUUUACAGUAUUUUGCAAGUCAGAUUGGAAGUGGAAUGAUACAAAGUACACAUUUAAUCCCAAUGUUAAUAAAAAGUUAAAAGAAAUUCUACAUUUAAAAGUUCACCGUCAAAUUGUUGAUUUUGAUGAUCAUUUGAAUGAUGUUAAUUGUGAUUUUCUUAAUUUACAAUUAUCGAAAUCGUUAUGUGUAUAA
Molecule: messenger RNA, 2941 nt
Organism: Schistosoma haematobium
Lineage: Eukaryota; Metazoa; Platyhelminthes; Trematoda; Strigeidida; Schistosomatidae
Product: ER membrane protein complex subunit 8, variant 2
Exons: 6
Coding region: 2336-2941 (201 amino acids)
Cellular component (GO): EMC complex
Source: RefSeq, a predicted model, not a curated record